Paramecium pentaurelia is the source of this 1653-nucleotide messenger RNA. The record is from the annotation of a GenBank genome assembly. NCBI's taxonomy places the organism in Eukaryota, Ciliophora, Oligohymenophorea, Peniculida, Parameciidae.
AUGUUUAUUUUUAUUUACUUAAUCAUUAAUGUUUAAUCUUAUAGAAUCAGAUAAAUACAAAAUGAAUCAUUAGAAUUUCAGAUUCCUACUGAAGAAGAGACAAAAUUGUUAACUCUCUUUUAAGCAAAAGAUGCAAAACUAAUUACGAAUGAAACGAUACCAUUUUGUUAAUUAAAAGAAAUAAACUUAAUUUUUGAAACAAAAAGAUAACAUUUUGAGAAUAUUGUAACUAUGGUACAUGUUAGAGAUGGUGUUAUAUUUAUCACAUCAGAUUAUUUACUAUAUUUGAUGAAAUUCAAUUAUUAGAAUUUUAGUGGUGAAUUUGCUAAAAUAGCAUGGAAGGCAGAUUUCAAAGAAUUAGGUUUAGAUACAUUAGCUGAAAUGCCUCAAUUAUUAUAUUGUAGUACAAGUAAUUUAGGUAUACUAUUUUAAACAAGAGGAGCUAUAUUAUUUAGUGUUUAAUAAAUGGAAUAAAAGGCAGCAAAACUUUAAAUAAGAGAUUUAAGUGAAAUAAAACAUAGAAAAGAAAGAGGUGUUACAAAAGAAUAUGAUAAUUAUAUCUUUUCAUGUGUUGGAUAAGAUGGUUUAGAUCUUUAUAAAAUAAUUGGAAAUGAAUUACAUUUUAUUGAUUAAAUAGGAAAUACAAGAUUUAAAGAUUUAGCAAUCUUAAAAAUUGAUAAUACAAUUUAUCUUAUUUUAUUAGAUGAAUAACAAUAGAGUAUUUCUGUCUAUUAGAUGGAUAUAGUUAAGAUUAAGAUAUCACUUAAAUUGUAAAAUAAAUUUUAAUCAAUCAAUCUGGAAUUUAUUGCAAUUGAUAAUUAUAAAAACAAUAUAUUUGUUGUUUAUUAAUACCAUCAUAAAUAUAUAUGUGUAGAAUAUCUUUUUACAGAAAAAGAAUUAAUUGAACUUAAUUCAUUUGAAACAUUUAGUAAAAUAAAAGAUGUUGAUGUUUCAUAAUAAUUUGCUAUCUUAUAAGGAUAAAAUAAACAUCAUAUUAUGUUUGUAACUAAAUUUGAUGGUCUCUAAAUUAGUCAUAUUCCUUAAUAUACAUUAUUAGGAGCAAUUGAUAUUGAUUUCUUUUAUUUGACUAAUAUAGAUCUUGCUAUGAGUCAUUUAAUUGAUUAAAAUGAUUUUUCUAUUGAGAAUUUCUUUUUUGGAACUUCUAAAUCUGGAUUAUUUUUUACUAAAUUUAAAUUCUAAGAUCCUUAUAUUAUUUGCAAUCCUCAAUCAAAUCAAAAAAAUUAAUAAUAAAAUUAUUCAAUCAUUCAAAAUGAAUCUGUUAUUAUUUAAACCAAUAUUUAAAAUAAUGUGAUAUUAUAAAGAUAGACAAAUAUUACUAUUAUGGUUUUUGAUGAAGAUGAUAAUACUUAUUCAUAAAUCAUUUUAUAUUUGGGAAUUCCAAUUGGAUUAUCUAUUUUAUUAAUAGGAAUAUGUUUUUGGUUUAUAUCUAAAAACUAAGAAAUUGAAAGAUUAGAAACAGAAAUAACUGCAAUUAAAAGUAAGAAAUCUUCUGGAUUAGCUGUUGCUGUAGAAUUCAAUACACCUUAAAUUAUAUAGAUCAUAAAUUCUCCUAUUAUACCAAGUCCUUUCUCUAAUACUGAAAGAGCAAAUGUAAACACAAAUUUAAAUAGAGAUAUUAAUGCUGAUGGUUGA